Messenger RNA from Cucumis sativus (cucumber), 1961 nucleotides. RefSeq names its product centrosomal protein of 83 kDa. The record is from RefSeq and is a predicted model, not a curated record. The coding region runs from base 416 to 1786 and encodes 456 amino acids. The transcript is spliced from 5 exons. Lineage: Eukaryota; Viridiplantae; Streptophyta; Magnoliopsida; Cucurbitales; Cucurbitaceae.
GGUUUUUGCAAACAUUUUACCCAAAAUCCGAAUCCUUCUUUCUUCAUCUCUAUCCUCCAUUAAUGGAGAAAUCAAGGUUUCAUUCUUUAAAUCUUAACUCAUUCUCCAAGGAAAUAAAUUAAGCUCAUGCACAAAAGAAAAAAACAAAACAAAACAAAAACAAAGAAAGAAAGAAACACACAUUACAAUUCACAACAGCUUUCAUUUGAAAUCUCUGGACUCUUACAUUUCACGAGGUUGCACGCCUAAGCUUAGCUUCUCUCCCAAAUCGAUUUUUCUCCAGCUUUCUCUCUGUCUUUUUUCUAGUUUUCUUCUUCUUAUUUCUCUCUCUGGUUUUUCGUUUUCAAAAUCCAAAGAGGGUUUUUUGGUUUUUUGGUUUUUAGGUCCAUUUCUUUUUCAUUUUCAUUUGAUUCCAAUGUCAUCAUUGGCGACAGUGAUGGCUACUAGAAGGCCUAAAUGGCAGUACCCACAACCGGCGCCGCCGACUCCGAGGAUUCUCCACUUUCCGAGGAGGCCAAGGAUGCGGCGGCGGCCGUCCAAGAGUUUACCAACAAAACCCACUUCAGAUGGGAGAGGGAAGCUCGAGGCGUUGUUUGGUCAGGAACGGGAGUUUUUGAAGGAGAGUUUUCCGGUUGUUUUGAUGGAUCCUGAGAGAGAGAGGGAAGGUUAUGGGGGAGGUGCAGCGGCGGCGGAAGAGAAGUGGCGGUUUCAGGCGGAGAUGUUGAGGGCGGAGUGUAAUUUGUUGAGGAUGGAAAGAGAGAUUACUAACAAGAAAUUGGAGAAGAUGAAGAGUCGAAUGGAAAGGACUCUGAAAUCAGCUGUUCAAGCUCUUGUUUCUGGGAGAAACAAGAUAUAUGAAGGCAAUGAUGUAAAGAUGGUAUUGGAGGAUGAGAUCAACGAUUUGGCUCAGAAACUCGAGAGGUUGCGAAGAGGAUCAAGAGAUAAACAAAUAGAACUUAAGAAGAGUAGUAAUUUUGACAAACAAGCGUCAUUGCUACAGAAAAAGCUUGAGAAAAUUGGAGAGGAUACUGAUGAACUGAAAACUGUUGCAGAAACGAAGAAGACUUGUAGAGAUCAAGAAAGCUUCAUAUCAAAUGGCAAAUUCAAUAAUGUUCAGGUGGACGUUUUGAAGAGAAAAAUGGAGGAUCUGUCUAAGGGAACUUUGUUAGAGAGAAUGAGGGAGGAAUGUAGGUCUAUGCUUUCCACUCCAUCCGCCAGCUCCGUCCGCUCCGCCACUCUACCGAAUCUGGACUCAACAUUAUCGCAAGAACAAAAUCAAUGCUCAGGGCAUUGCAAGGCGAUUAUUCGAAGAAUCACAGAGCAAGUUAAAGCUGAAAAAGAUCAAUGGUCACAAAUGCAAGAGAUGUUAAAUCAAGUAAGGGAAGAAAUGGAAGAAUUACAGGUAUCUCGUGAGUUCUGGAAAGAUCAAGCGCUAGAAUCCGAAUCACAAAUCCAAUCUCUUCAAUCCUCCGUUGAAGAAUGGAAAGAGAAGGCGAUGGCGCAUGAAAUUAACAAAAUGAAGAAGAAGGGACAAGGUUCAGGUUCACUACCAGAUGAAAUGGAGAAGCAUGUGUUGAUUUGCAGAGUGAAGGAGAAGAAGAAUAAUCAUAAUCUAGUUCUCCAUGCAAGGGAUGUUCGAAGCAGACGGAGAGAGAUCUCCAUUGAUGAAUUACAACAAGAACCACAACAACAACAACAACAACAAAAACUUCAUACGCAAAUGAAAACGAUUGAGAAAAUUCAGCGAUUACCUUUUCGAGAAAUCGGCAACCAUCUUCAUAAGUGAAUUUGAAGCGUUCUUGGUGUUGUUCUUAAAUUUUUUUUGGAUGCAUUUUGGUUUAAUUGUUCUACCGAAUUUGUAAAUAUAAGUUGAUGAGGGUUUUUAAGGAAAACUAAUAUUUUAAUUUUUAAGAUAAAAGUGGGUUAUUCAAAUAACGAAAAUCAUCUCCAUAUGAGUCCAA